AUGUCUUGUAAUGGAAAUUGUCUCCAGGGCUGCUGCUCCAGUGUCCCCACAGGUCCAGCCACCACCAUCUGCUCUUCAGACAAAUGCUGCCAGUGUGGAGUCUGCCUGCCCAGCACCUGCCCCCAUGAGAUCAGCCUUCUCCAGCCUGUCUGCUGUGAUUGCUGCCCUUCCUCCUGUGUGCCCCCCUGUGUGCCUGAUUCUUAUGUGCCAACAUGCUGGUUGUUGAACUCCUGCCAUCCGACCCCCAACCUCUGUGGCAUCUCAGUGACCACAUGCAUUCAACCCUGUGAGUGUGAACCAUCUUGCUGCUAG
Sarcophilus harrisii (Tasmanian devil) is the source of this 312-nucleotide messenger RNA. Its product is annotated as keratin-associated protein 3-1-like. Gene Ontology annotation, molecular function: structural molecule activity. The transcript has a single exon. NCBI's taxonomy places the organism in Eukaryota, Metazoa, Chordata, Mammalia, Dasyuromorphia, Dasyuridae. Bases 1 to 312 code for a protein of 103 amino acids. The record is from RefSeq and is a predicted model, not a curated record. Gene Ontology annotation, cellular component: keratin filament.